Messenger RNA from Salmo salar (Atlantic salmon), 9280 nucleotides. NCBI's taxonomy places the organism in Eukaryota, Metazoa, Chordata, Actinopteri, Salmoniformes, Salmonidae. The record is from RefSeq and is a predicted model, not a curated record.
GUUUGGAAGCUCAUAGCUUGGCUAGAGCAGUUAGCAACCAGAUACACAGUCGGCGCUCCAUCAAACCUUACAUGCCUGACAUCUGUGAAUGAAGCGAACGAAGGGGAAACAGCUGUAUGUAGGCUAUGUUAGCGACCUGAAACGGCAACAUCUGACUGUGGACACGUAGGAGAGAGUCUUUGCCUACAUACAUUGUGUUGUCAUUUUCUGUCUGCUGUUUUGUGGAUAACAAAAGCGCAUUCGAUUCGAACGGAGUCAUUGGAACAGACGAGUGAACGAGAAUUGAACCGCAGUGGAUGUCUUGCUCUUUCUGUGUUCACAUCGUAAUACAACUGUAGCGGAGUAAUCGCAUGGAGAUGGAGUAAAAUUGAGGUCAUCUGGAAUUGCGGCUGAGAGAUGAGGAAUUUGUUUUGUCCGCUCUGAUCUAAUAGGAGGGAGAGAAGAACUGCUGGAUACAACCCCGAUAUGAACGUGGCUUUCUCGCUCUGCUUGAGGUAGCUGCUAAAGCCAAUGAAAGACGCGGUCUUGAGAACGCAUACGGUCGCUUUGGAAUGUAGAUAUGCGCGUUUAUUCUUGCACAUUUAACAAAAAAACGAAUGUGAUCUAAUACUAGUAACUCGGACUAUCGUUACAUAUUUUUGUUGUUGUUGAAUUACUCAAGUAUCAACCAGCCGAUCUACGGGAGAAUGGCCAUGAUACAAAAGUGAAUCUGGACCUGGCUUUGGAGGCAGUGGAGUUACUGGUGUGAGUGAGAUUUCUCCCUCCCCCACCAUCACUACAGAGACACGCCAGAGGCUGUCCACUGUCCAGGCCCAAGCAGUCAGCCUGAGCCUGCUAGUACAGACUAUCUGGCCUCCUCUUCUUGUGGUCCCUUAUGCUCAAUGAAGGCUAUCUCUGGGUCGCUACAGGAUGGAUGGUGUGGAUUUGACGGUCCUUGUGUGUCAUCAUCAGCGCUUGCUCCUCUGUGACUGUUUCCUGUUCUUUUCCAUUUAUAAAAGAACGCCCCCUCUUCUGGGCCCAACCACCCCUGAGCGCUGUAAAAGUUAUAGUAACUGUUGUUGUUAAGUGACACUUACAGAGGAGGUUAAGUUAACUCUCCCCCCAUCCAAACUCCACAGAGGGUUUUCUCCAGAGGUUUUAUUUUAUAUACCCAUGUUAUAUAUUUCCCCCCUCUCAGGAGUUUGUUUGGAAGACACACAGGUGUUCGGUUCUUCACAACAAAAGUUUUGGUUUAUUGUUGGUUGAGGUUUACAGUUACUUUUUCUCAAGUUUUGGUUCUUCCUUGUAAUUUAUUUAUACUUUAUAUUUUGGAGUUUUUUUUGUUGCUCAUUGCUCACUCACGCCCUGGAAUAAAAAAAACAAGAUGUCGGAAACAGACAAGUUCCUUGCCCCUUUCCCUCCGCCGCCCAAGAAUGUGAAUGGUUCCAGCUCGGACACGUACCUUGGUGAGAAUUUGGGAACCGACGGUGUCCGCCGACGCCGCCACACCAUGGACCGCGACCCCAAACAGGCCGAGCAUCGCUUCUUCCGGCGCAGCGUCAUCUGUGACUCGAACGCCACCGCAUUAGACCUCCCCAGCAAGGCCGUCAUCCUCACCUCCCCGCCUGACUGUGAGCCCCCCAGCCUGGGCUGGCUCUCCCUGGCUGUCCCCUCUGUGGUGGUACCUGAGCCGUGUCUGGCGGUGGCCGAGGUGGAGGCAGAUGAGGAAGGAGGGGAUGGGCCUUGUAGUGCGGUAUUAGGGCCCAGUGUUGGUGGUGGUACUAGAGUGGAUGGUAUGGUAGUGCAGAUAAAGCCAAGCACGGCAGUAUUGGAUGUUUGCGGCGGAGAGAAAGUAAAGAAGCUGUUGUCGUUAGCCGCCGCAGAGGCUCCUGGAAUCGAGGAGGUGGUGCCCAGUAAAGCGGGGGAGCCCGCGGAGGAGGAGAGCGGUAGUGUUACAGAGGAGAUGCGAGAGGAGAAGGAGAAGGGGGCCGCUAAGGCCCUAUUAGAGGAGCAGAAGAGGGAAGCAGAGAAGAAGGUUCAGGACGACAUAGAGGAAGUAGAGACCAAGGCCAUAGGGACCUCGCUGGAUGGACGCUUCCUAAAGUUUGACAUCGAGAUUGGACGCGGAUCCUUCAAGACGGUCUACAAGGGCCUGGAUACGGAGACUACAGUGGAGGUGGCGUGGUGCGAACUGCAGGAUCGUAAGCUGUCUAAGACGGAGCGUCAGAGGUUCAAGGAGGAGGCUGAGAUGUUGAAGGGUCUGCAGCACCAUAACAUUGUACGCUUCUACGACUCCUGGGAGUCUCCCUCCAAAGGAAAGAACUCCAAGUGCAUCGUGCUGGUCACAGAGCUUAUGACAUCAGGCACCCUCAAAACGUAUCUGAAGCGGUUCAAGGUGAUGAAGAUCAAGGUUCUGCGUAGCUGGUGUCGUCAGAUCCUGAAGGGGCUCCACUUCCUCCACACCCGGGCCCCUCCCAUCAUUCACAGGGACCUGAAGUGUGACAACAUCUUCAUCACCGGCCCCACUGGCUCCGUCAAGAUAGGAGACCUGGGAUUGGCUACGCUCAAACGGGCCUCCUUCGCCAAGAGUGUCAUAGGUACCCCAGAGUUCAUGGCCCCUGAGAUGUAUGAGGAGAAGUAUGACGAGUCAGUGGAUGUGUAUGCCUUUGGGAUGUGCAUGCUGGAGAUGGCCACCUCAGAGUACCCCUACUCCGAGUGCCAGAACGCUGCACAGAUCUACCGCCGAGUCACCAGCGGAGUCAAACCGGCCAGCUUUGACAAGGUAGCCAUACCAGAAGUGAAGGAAAUCAUCGAGGGAUGCAUCCGCCAGAACAAAGAUGAGAGAUAUGUCAUUAAGAUCCUGCUGAGCCAUGCGUUCUUCCAGGAGGAGACUGGUGUCCGUGUGGAGCUGGCCGAGGAGGACGAUGGGGAGAUGAUCGCUAUCAAACUGUGGCUGAGGAUAGAAGACGUUAAGAAGCUGAAGGGAAAGUACAAGGACAACGAAGCCAUCGAGUUCUCCUUCGACCUCAAUAAGGACUUCCCCGAAGAUGUGGCACAGGAAAUGGUUGAGUCUGGCUAUGUGUGCGAGGGAGACCACAAGACGAUGGCCAAGGCCAUCAAAGACCGAGUGUCUCUGAUCCAAAAGAAGAGAGAACAGAGGCAGCUGGUCAGGAGAGGAGUUGGAGAAGAGGAAUCAGAAGCAGCAGCAGCCCCUACAGCUGACGGCGCGGUGGACAACGGCCAGGGUUCGUCCCUGUUCUCUGAGUCCCAUCUGGGCCAGCUGACCAUGUCCUAUAGCAACAUCCCUGCCACCCAGCAGCAGAGGGCCAAACCCAGGCCCCCUACCCUCCCCUUCCCCCAGCAGCAACAACAGCAGCAGCAGCUCAAUGCCUACCAACAGCAGAACAUGCCUCUCUCACCACCUCCCCGCCACCGCGGCCGUAGCAUGUCCGUUUGCGUCCCCUACUUUUCCUCCACCCUCCUGCUCUGUCCUGCCUUCCCAACCGGCCCUCCACCCUCCUCCGGUGCUCUCCGCCCCCACUCCCCCUGCCGGGGUCGGACGACGGCAGACACGUUUGCGGGCCGGCUCUCCAAGGCCCUGGAGAGUGUCCUGCCCCUGCAUUCCACCCCGCCUCGCCCACGUACAGCAGUGGAGGAGGAGUCUGGGCCUCAGCAGGCCUUCCGGACCCCACGCCGCCUCUCUUUCUCCCCUCCAUCCUGGAGCGCCCCGUCUCCUUCUCACCGCCGCCUGCCUGCCCUCCCCUCCAAGGCCUACAACGCCCAACGCCGCAAGAGCACGUCUAUCUUGAGGCCCAUACACGCCACUUCCAGCCUGCCUCACCCCCGCUACGCCAGCAGUCUGCACCCCUACCACCCAGGGAUGGAGGGGCUGGGCAUGGGUGGAGGAGGAGGAGUGGAUGGGCACCUGGGAGUGGAUCCCUCGUCCCUCUUCAUGGUGCCCGGCUACGGUGCUCCGAGGCUGGGGUCAUUAGGAGAGCCCAUGCACCAGCACCUCCAAGGGCAGUCCCUCCAGGACCCUCUGUACGGGUACAAGGACGUGAGGGCAGAGCAGCAGCAGGAGGAGGUGGUGGAGGCUGUGCGGAGACUGAGUCUGAACCAGGCAGCGUUGCUGGAUCACUUCGAGGCCAUGGCCUAUGGGGGCUACCCCAUGACUGCUCACCAGAUCAACCAGAUCAGCUUCCACCAGCAGAUGCAGGCCGCGGCAGCCGCCAGCCUGGCCGUGUACGACCCUCCACAGCCGGCCCACGCCCAGACCUACCACCCCCACAUGCAGAGUCACAUGCGCCACAGCCCCAUCCCUCAGCUGCCACCCAUGAGCACCUUGAGCCCGCAGGCCUCGGGUACUACCGAUGGGUACCAGCUGCAGCACUCCGCCUCCUUCCCCAGUCCGCUCCCCCAGUCAUGGAGCCCCCAAGGCAGCGUGUUCGAGUUCCACGUCCAAAACAUGGCUACUGCAGCGGCCGCCGCUGGGGCCGACUCUGGCGUGCUGGCCUCUAGACUGUACAGGGCUUCGCCCGGCUCCAUGGACCUCAACCUGGAGGAGCAGGGGGACCAGGAGGACAGUCAGGGGUUCGGGGCCGCCUCGGCCGCCCAGUCCAUCCCACACACCUUCUACGGGCGGAGGCUGGGGGAGGGACGCCACUGCAGAGGGCCAUGGAGUGGGCCACCCCCCAGCCAGCAGACCUUUCUGUUUGUGCCUCCCUCCGAGACCCCUGGGCCUCAGGCUAGAAUACAGUACUGUACAGUGAGCCAAAGCUCAGGCUACAAUACAGUACUGUGCUGUACAGUGAGCCAAAGCUCAGGCUACAAUACAGUACUGUACAGUGAGCCAAAGCUCAGGCUACAAUACAGUACUGUGCUGUACAGUGAGCCAAAGCUCAGGCUACAUUACAGUACUGUGCUGUACAGUGAGCCAAAGCUCAGGCUACAAUACAGUACUGUGCUGUACAGUGAGCCAAAGCUCAGGCUACAAUACAGUACUGUGCAGUAUGUCCAAAAGUCACAAAUAGAUCUUAAUUUACGUUUUGUGUUCUCUCUUGUGUCCAUAUUUCUAUCUCCCUCCAUAUUGUCUCUCCAUCUCUUCACCUAUCUCUCUAUCCUAUUGAAGCAGGUGCAACAGAUCCCAACCUCCCAGCCCAACACUGGACACCCUCUGGCCCCCAACUCCCAGCCAGUCCCCGUCGCCCACCAACAGCAUGGAGGUUACUACGUCACAGCGCUCCCUCCGCAGACCCCCCUGCAGGCCUCUCUCCCCCCCACCUCCCAGCCCAUGGUCUCUCAGCCCCAGCAGCAGCAGGCAGGCAGCACUGUGGUACAGAGCCCCUCUCAGACCCAGCUACCCCCUGGACCACAGCCCACACAGCCUUGCAGUAUGGCUCCACCUCCCUCCUCAGUGGGGCUUGUCUCUGUGGCACAGAUGGCCUUCAAUCAGCCCUCGGUCCCGGUUACUGCAGCUGCAGCCCAAGGGGCCCUGGUGUCCCCACAGAGCCCUAUAGCAGCUGCAGCCUUACCUCUGCCUCCUGGGGCUCAUCCUCUACCUGGUUUUGUAUCUGUACCCACUCUGGUGACUCAUCCACCGCCGGCACCAUCGGCCUCCCCUAUGCCGCCCCAAAUGAUGCCUACUCAGCCGCUGGUCGUUGUGGUGCCCGUCAUCAGCGUAGCCAGCACCUCCCCAGAGCCGCCAGGAGAUGCCCAGCCCCAGCCCUCUCAGACUGCUCCUCAGCCUUUGUCAUUGGAACAGUCACAGUUACAACCACCACAAGUGCCCUUGUCCAUGGAGAGCGGUCACUCUGACGUGGCGUCCGGUCUGAGCGAUGGAAAUGAUGGAGGCAGACAAGAGGGGCGCUCCAUCAAGCGACACCAGCGGCGCUCCAUACGGAGUCGCUCUCGCACCGACAAGAUUGGCAAAGCAAAGUUGAAUGUACUAAAUAUAUCCAACAUGGGUGACAGGGUAGCUGAGUGCCAGUUGGAAACGCACAACAGAAAGAUGGUGACUUUUAAGUUUGAUCUGGACGGAGAUAACCCAGAGGAAAUAGCACAGAUUAUGGUCACCAGUCUUUUAUACUGGAGAGCGAGAGGGAGUCGUUCAUCGAGCAGGUCCGUGAGGUCAUCGAGAUGGCGGACGAGAAGGGUCUGGAGAAAGAUGGAAACACCCAGAGCAUCAUUGUUAUCCCUUCUAUACCAGAUUGUUUCCCAGAUAGUUAGUGACCUCCAGCUGCAACAGAUCCCUGCUACAUCUGACCCGUUGCCAGGUAUCCCUUCCUGUGCAGCCCAGGUGGUCCACUCUGCAGGCAGGAGGUUUAUAGUCAGCCCCGUGCCUGAGUCCAGACUCAAGGACCAGUUCUUUGCUGACUCAGCGGCUACAGGCUCUGCCCUACUGAGACAAGAUUCACAGUCCUUUAAUGCCGCCCGUGCUGGAGCUGCAGGUCAGGGUCUGUCCCAGUCGGCCUCAGCGGUCAGCCUGCAGCAGGCCUUUUCAGAGAUGAGACAGAAUCAGGGCCAGUACGACCCAGGACCCAGCACCGCUCCUCCCUCCAUCCACAUAGCCUCCCUGGCUGUCCUGGUCCCUGCUGCAGCCACCACCAUCCCAGUCUUCUCCACUGCUCCUAUAGCCUCUGCUCAUCUCCCCAUGCUCAGCUUCCGUCUGAGGCCUCUCCUCCACCUCCACCUCUCCACCUGCAACCAUCCACCAGGCCACCGCCCCAUCCCCACCCAGCUCCAGUCUGUUGCUACCCAGCCUCUCCUUUCCCAGGCCCCUCUCACCCUGCCGGUGACCCAACCCGUGGUCUCCUCCGUACCUAGUGUUACAGCCCCAAUCCCUGCCCCAGCCACCUCUGUGUCUCCCCCAGCCCCUGCUGUCCUUCCCACCCUCCCCACCUCAGCCUCCUUCCCCCAGACCUCUGGCCCAGGCUCCAUCCCUGGUGGUCCCACCACCUCCAUACCCACGACACUCACCGCUACCGUAGUCCCCACCACAGCUAUCCAAGGCCCCCUGCUAGCCCCCUCCGUUGCUAACCCCAGUGCAGAGCUCCCUUCUUCCUCCUCGCCUGUAGCUUCUCUAGCCCCAGGGGCCACGGUCCCUACCUUACAGCCCGUCACCACCACCAUCCCCGUGGUCCAGCCCACCCUGGUGCACACCCAUCCCCAGCCCGCUACAAUGCCCAACCAGACCCACGCCCAGUGUGGGGAGUGUGAGGCGGCCCUGGGCAUUGAUGACAUCCACACGCUGGAUAAGAAGCUUCGCUCCCUCUUCAUGGACUUGGGUGGCGGUGGAACCACCCAGGCCGAUGGCUCUGUCGACCCAGCCGGAGGCACUGCUCCACAGGCACCCCCUGCCCCCCUCCAGCCUCCCCUGGCCUCCUCAGGACCAGGGCAUGUCUCUGGGACCCCCCUCACCACCCCGGGACAGGCUGGGACCCCUUCCACCUACACCCAGACUACCCCCGCCAAAGCACCUCUGUCUAGGUUACCGGUGUUGCCUGUGGGCUCAGAUCAGGCUCAGGCUGGCCCCCCUCCUCCCUCAGACCACAUGGCACCCUUCCCAGGACCCUGUCUAACUCAGUCCCAGCAGCCUCUGGAAGACCUGGAUGCCCAGCUGAGGAGGGCCCUGAGCCCAGAGACUGUCUCUGUCAGCUGUGUCACCACACAGUCCUCCCUCACUGGGAUGCCUGCAGGUGGCCAGCCAGUGCCUUUCUCGCUGGAAGGGGAACCAAUCACGACGCCUAUUGCUGGAGGAUUCCAACUGGGACGAUUCCAGGUCUCUGUGGCUGCAGACCAGGGUCCCCACAAAAUCGAGGGAGGGAGCCCCACAAAAUCCUCCUCCACCUCCUCUUCCUCCUCCUCUCUCUCCAGCCCGGAGAACACACUGCACAAUAUCUCCUCCCCUCUGCGUGGCGGUAAGACUGGUGGGGAGAUGUUGUGGACGGCCUGCCCUCCCUCCCCCACCGGACCGCCUCCCCUCAGCCCACCACCGUUGGCCGCUUCCAGGUCACCACCAACGCACCGGAUGCCAGGGGUGGGCCGCUUCUCAGUGAGCCGAGCCCAGGAUGAGGCAGCCGAGGCUGUGUUCGAGCAGCCACCCGCUUCCCAGGCUAACGGGCCUAGUACUGAUCCUGGCUCGGCCACCAUGCUCUUCAGCCCAGAGGACAAACAGAGCUCCCUGCCCAGCCUCAACAACUCCUACAUGAGCUCUGAUAACGACUCGGAGUUUGAGGACGAGGACUUGAAGAGGGAGGUCAACCGGUUACGGGAAAAGCACAUGAAGGAGAUCCAGGCCCUGCACACCAAGCAGAAGGAUGAGAUUGACUCCCUGUUCGCCAGGCUGGGCAAGGUGCCUCCAGCCGUGGUGGUCCCUCCAGCUGUAGCCCUGGCCGGUCGCAGGAGACGACCCACCAAAAGCAAGAGCAGCAAGUCCAGCCGCUGUAGCUCCUCCCAGGGCAGCAAGAGCCCCCCUGCAGCCAGGCAGCACUUUAUCUGCACAGAGCGCCCCCUCAGUGUACCCACCCUACCAGGCUCUCCUCCUGGCCCCUGUGGGCCUCCCCGACCCCAACCUCCACCCUGCCUCAGGGAGCCGACCCGGCCCCUCAAGCAUCUCGGCCCCUCCAGUGAGAACCUGUGCUCUGCCUACACCAGCGCUACGCUGUCCGUGCCCAGUCUCUGUGCCCCCACCCAAGGGACCAGCAGCACCAACACAGUGAGUGGUCCAGGAGGCCAGGGUCCAGGACCAGGUUCAGGGGGUCAGAACCAGGGCCAGCCUUCUCCCAACCCCCCUCAACAGGGCCGGAAGGGCACGUUCACCGACGACCUGCACAAGCUGGUUGACAACUGGGCCCGCGACGCCAUCAGUCUGUCCCAGGGCAAGAGUCGCUCCAAACACCAACAGCAACCCUCACAGGGACACAGCUACCAGGCGACCCCGUCGACCAAUAAGGGCCGUAAGUUCUCCGCCCCGAGUCAGCUGUGCCCCAGCAACGCCUCUUCCACCCCCGCUACCUCUCUGGGAGGCCGCAAGGGCUCCUUGUGUCCCCCUCCCCAGUACGGCGGGGUCGGGGCAUGCUACCCCUCCUCUACUGCACCUUACAGCAGCGCCCAGUGGGUGGGAUCCACGGGGUCCACAGGGCCGGGACAGGGUCAGGCCGGUAUGUUAGCCUCCUCUCAGCCCCUGGUUGCCUCCUCCUCGCAGUACCCCUCCUCUGCCACUGGGGGCAGGGCUCCCUGCAGGGCUUCCACCACAUCAGCACUUUGCAGAAAUCCGUCAGCAACCCUGGAGGCCCCAACCUGA